AGAGGGAGGAGAAGGUCACGUCUCUCUCGUGCUGGUGGCUCGCUGAAGGCAAUAUUUUUUUUUUUUCAUGGGACGAUUUUUGUGACAGUGAGUGAGUUUUGAGGGAGUUUGUGUCGGUGGGAAGAUAAAAGUGGUGAUCAGAGUAUCGUCUGAGGGCAUAUUCUGAUAUAUGUGAAGUGGGGGUGGGGAGAGGGGAAAAAUAAUUUAAUGCGAAGAAAGUGAGAGAGAGAGAGAGAAAUAAUUUAAUCGCGAAGAGGAAGAAGGGAGAGCGAGAUAGAAGGAGAGAAUCUCGUCACCCUUCAGAGAUAAAAAGAACGAAAUGGACGUGUGAAGGGAAGACGACCUGCUUCUCAUUAUUUCCUGCACUGAGACAUGGCUGUGAGGUUGACAGAGACCCGAGAUCCUCAAGAUGCCCAACAAGAAGUUGUUACAACAUACCCCUCUUCUCAGAAGGAAAGUGUUGAGGUUCAGGGCACAAGUUCCUCGAGCAACACAGCAGCACAAGUACAAGAGGAUGUUCGGAAAGUUGGGUCACACACCCAGGUCUUCAUUACCCUGGUGGUUGGUGCUGUGGCAGGAGGGCUUGCCAAGACAACCAUCGCUCCACUGGAUAGGACGAAAAUUAACUUCCAGGCAACGAACAAGAAGUUUUCCGCACGCUAUGCACUGAGGUUUUUGGUUGAAUGUUAUAAAUCGGAAGGACUACUUAGUCUCUGGCGCGGGAAUUCUGCCACCAUGGCUCGUAUUAUUCCUUAUGCUGCCAUUCAGUUCACAGCUCACGAACAGUUUAAGAAGCUCUUACAAAGUGAUAAAACUGAUCGAGACACUCCAUCAUCAAUGAGAUUCCUGGCUGGAUCACUAGCUGGCGUGACCUCCCAGUUCCUGACCUAUCCACUGGACAUGGCCAGGGCUAGGAUGGCAGUGACUCGCAAGGGCACUUACUCUUCUCUCAUGGAGGUAUUUGUAAAAAUCUGGAAAAAUGAGGGGCCUCUAACUUUGUACAGAGGCUUGACUCCAACUUUGAUAGGAGUCAUACCAUAUGCAGGCACCAGCUUUGGAAUAUAUGAAACCCUGAAGAGCUAUCACAGUGCUAACUCCGACAAAGAGAAGCCAAAUCCUUUACAAAGAAUGAUGUUUGGCGCUGUGGCAGGAUUGGUUGGGCAGUCUUCUUCAUACCCGCUAGACAUCGUUCGAAGAAGGAUGCAGACAGCAAAGGUCACUGGGAAUGGGAAUUCCUAUAAUACAAUUAUUGGAACUCUAGUCAAAGUUUACAGAGAGGAAGGCUUAGUCCAUGGUCUCUACAAAGGUCUUUCAAUGAAUUGGAUAAAAGGACCUAUUGCUGUGGGCAUCAGCUUCGCCACCUUUGAUACACUCAAAAUAUUCUUAGAGCAACUUGUGAAUGGCAGAUAGCAUCAUAGAUUAAUAUAACAAAUUCAGUGAUGCAAAGGUAUAUUACAGAGAAUUAGAGAGAUUUCCAAGAUAUAGGGUAGAAUAUACAAUAAUAAACAUCUUCUUUUAGUGAAGAUGUCUGUGUUAUGCCUCAUCAACUAUGCCAUUGUGUAGUGAGGUAGUAUCUCCUACAGUGUGUCUUACCCAGAAUAGCUCAUAGAUUCUGUUUUAUGGGCUUCAUCAUUGUUGCUGUCCAAGUCAUAGUACAACAUACAGUAGUGGCCAUAUUAUUAGAAACUUUUGAGAACUGGUCUUCUGCAAAUUCAGUAGGGAAUAUGUAUACUGUAGUUAAUUUGUACUUGUUUUAAUGAAGCAGCUGUUUCUGUACCUUCUUUAACCUGGUUUUGUAAAUAGCAUCAAAAUUGCAGUUUUAACAUGUUCCUUCUUUUAUUUUAUUUUUAUUUUAUAUGUGCCAUAUAAGAUUAUUAUUAUUAUUAUUAUUAUUAUUAUUAUUAUUAUUAUUAUUAUUAUUAUUAUUAUUAUUAUUAUUAUUAUUA
This is a messenger RNA of Penaeus chinensis, 1946 nucleotides long. RefSeq names its product mitochondrial coenzyme A transporter SLC25A42-like (gene DPCoAC). The transcript has 8 exons. Bases 373 to 1410 code for a protein of 345 amino acids. The record is from RefSeq and is a predicted model, not a curated record. NCBI's taxonomy places the organism in Eukaryota, Metazoa, Arthropoda, Malacostraca, Decapoda, Penaeidae. Gene Ontology annotation, biological process: transmembrane transport.